Messenger RNA from Fraxinus pennsylvanica, 870 nucleotides. Lineage: Eukaryota; Viridiplantae; Streptophyta; Magnoliopsida; Lamiales; Oleaceae. The record is from the annotation of a GenBank genome assembly.
AUGGCAAAGGGCGUUGGAGUAGCGGAGCAUGGAUCAUUCACGGCAAAGGACUACCACGAUCCACCACCAGCUCGGCUGAUUGACGCGACGGAGCUUACAAAGUGGUCAUUUUACAGAGCUGUUAUAGCUGAGUUUAUAGCCACCUUGCUCUUCCUUUACAUUACGGUUUUGACUGUGAUUGGGUACAAGAGCCAGAUUGAUACCACCGCCGGCCACGGCGGUGAUCAGUGCGGUGGCGUUGGAAUUCUUGGUAUUGCAUGGGCCUUUGGUGGAAUGAUCUUCGUUCUUGUCUACUGCACCGCUGGAAUUUCAGGAGGACAUAUUAACCCAGCAGUGACAUUCGGGCUUUUCUUGGCCCGAAAGGUGUCACUGAUUAGAGCCAUUAUGUACAUGGUGGCUCAGUGUUUGGGGGCAAUUUGCGGUGUCGGGCUGGUGAAGGUUUUCCAGAAAUCAUAUUACAAGAAAUAUGGUGGUGGCGCCAAUGGACUCGCCGACGGCUACAGCACCGGCGUCGGAUUAUCUGCGGAGAUAAUCGGAACAUUCGUCCUUGUUUACACAGUUUUCUCUGCCACUGAUCCCAAAAGAAGUGCCAGGGAUUCCCAUGUUCCUGUAUUGGCACCUCUUCCAAUUGGAUUUGCAGUUUUCAUGGUUCACUUGGCCACCAUCCCCAUCACUGGUACUGGUAUCAACCCUGCUAGGAGUUUAGGGGCUGCAGUGAUCUACAACCAGGAAAAGGCUUGGGAUGACCAGUGGAUCUUCUGGCUUGGACCCUUCAUUGGUGCAGCUAUUGCAGCCUUCUAUCACCAGUUUAUUUUGAGAGCAGGAGCAGUUAAAGCCCUUGGUUCAUUCAGAAGCAGCUCCCAUGUUUAA